Molecule: messenger RNA, 1359 nt
Organism: Ceratosolen solmsi marchali
Lineage: Eukaryota; Metazoa; Arthropoda; Insecta; Hymenoptera; Agaonidae
Product: zinc finger protein 32
Exons: 2
Coding region: 219-1325 (368 amino acids)
Biological process (GO): regulation of transcription by RNA polymerase II
Cellular component (GO): nucleus
Molecular function (GO): DNA-binding transcription factor activity, RNA polymerase II-specific
Source: RefSeq, a predicted model, not a curated record
GGAAGCCCCCGUGGCGUCGGCAGUCCUGCGCCCCAUAUGAGGCACCUGUUUUACCCCGAGCCUGGACCACUACAUUAGCAAAGGUGGAUUGGUACGCAGGAUAUGAGCAGUUUGUCAAGCGCAACCUGACUCUGCUCCCACACCAGCAAGCAGCGCAAACGCUGCAUCAUCCCCAGCAGCCGCAACAGCCGCUGGCUCACCCCCAGCAGUCGGACAUUAUGACAUCUAUGUUUGAGCAGCAGAUCAAAAGCGAGCCUAUGGGUUUUUACUCGGUGGCCUCCAGCAGAUCCGACGGCUCGAAUUCCAUGGUAAAUCUGUCGGACGAGCGGGAAGAGCUUUCCCAGCAGGAAGGCCAUCUCCAGACCCAUCAGUCUUUGCAGGCUCAUCAGCAGCAUCAGCAACAACAGCAGCAGCAGCAGCAACAGCAGCAACAACAGCAGCAACAACAGCAGCAGCAGCAGCAGCAGCAGCAACAGCAGCAGCAGGACCAACAGCAGCAGGAGCACAGUCCGAUAAUGCACGAGGAUUCGCCGUCGCGGCAGUCGGGUGGUCAGCAGACAGCAAAGGAGGGCACCCGGUCCAAGCCCCAGCCUUGCAAGGUUUGCGGCAAGGUCCUAUCCUCUGCUUCCUCCUACUACGUCCACAUGAAGCUCCACUCCGGCAACAAGCCGUAUCACUGUACGGUUUGUGAGGCGAGCUUUUGCCGCAAGCCCUACCUCGAGGUUCACAUGCGGACGCACACGGGCGAGCGGCCCUUCCAGUGCGAGCUCUGCCUCAAGCGAUUCACCCAGAAGAGCAGCCUCAACACCCACAAGCGCGUGCACACGGGCGAGCGGCCCUAUUCCUGCGACAUUUGCCAGAAGCGUUUCGCGGUCAAAAGCUACGUGACUGCCCACCGCUGGUCCCACGUCGCGGAGAAGCCCCUCGUUUGCGAGCGCUGCUCUCUCACCUUCACCUCCAAGAGCCAAUUCGCCAUCCACAUCCGCACCCACACCGCCAAUACGACCUACGAGUGCAACAUAUGCGGGCGCACAUUCGUGCGCGACAGCUACCUAAUCCGGCAUCAGAACCGUGUGCACCGCGACAUGUCGCAAGGCAGCGGGAACCACGACCCGGGAACGCCUCAAAGUUCCGGAGCUGGGACGCCGGGUACGGGUUUCGAGAGCCCGGUGUGCGAUCUGCGCUACAGCGACGGUCCCUCCUCGCUCGACGGCCUCGGUCAGGGUGGCAAAACCGGCGCGGGCAUCGCCGCGGAAAUUGCGAGCCUCGCCAAGAACAGUCUGCAGCUGCCGCUGCCCCUUCUCCAUCCGCAGACCACCAACUAGUGUCUGCCUCAGCAGCAUCAGCAGUCUCAGCAGC